Messenger RNA from Homarus americanus (American lobster), 6037 nucleotides. RefSeq names its product kinesin-like protein KIF21A (gene Klp31E). NCBI's taxonomy places the organism in Eukaryota, Metazoa, Arthropoda, Malacostraca, Decapoda, Nephropidae. Gene Ontology annotation, molecular function: ATP binding; microtubule binding; microtubule motor activity. The record is from RefSeq and is a predicted model, not a curated record. Gene Ontology annotation, biological process: mitotic spindle organization; microtubule-based movement.
CAGCCACUGACAGUCAGCUGUUGGCUCUGUUAACGUGUGUACGUACGCGCUGGCGUUGUGAGGUGCAAGUGUUACUGAAGGUCCUGGAGUGAAUAACUUCUUUUGUUUACCAGAGAUCGGUGUUUGGAAUGUCUCUUUGUAUAGUUCGGCUUGGUAGGCAGCGUUGACUUGUCCAGCAGUGUUCGCAUCGCCAAAAUGGGGGAUGAAUCCAGUGUUCGCGUAUCUAUCAGGUGUGUGGCCGGUGAGGGAGAGCAAAGGUGAGCUCAGGAUCCGGCCUCAGAUAGCUCGCGAACUGAUAGAGAUGUGUCGGGUGUGUACGAGCGUCACCCCACACGAGCCUCAGGUGUGGCUGGGGUCCGACAAGGCCUUCACCUACGACCACGUGUUCGACAUAGGCACCACACAGUCUGAGGUCUACGAUGUGUGUGUGGCGGGACUCAUCGAGGGUUGUUUUGAAGGCUACAACGCCACCGUCCUCGCUUAUGGUCAGACUGGUUCCGGUAAGACCUACACCAUGGGAACGGGUCUCGAGGUGGACAACGGAGAAGACAUUGUGGGCAUCAUCCCUCGCGCCGUCGACCACCUCUUCAGGGGCAUCGACGAACGUCUGGCGGCAGCGAAGGAAGCCGAGACGCCCCCGCCAGACUUCAAGGUCACCGCCCACUUCAUGGAGCUGUACAAUGAAGAGAUUAUUGACCUUUUCGAACCACAUUUUAGGGGAAGCGGCAAGAGUGGUAUCCGUAUACACGAGGAUGCUGGAGGAGGGAUCUACGUCACUGGCAUCACUACCCGCACCGUGACCUCCCUGGAGGAGACGAUGCAGUGUCUCCGUGCUGGUGCUCUCUCAAGGACCACAGCUUCCACCAACAUGAACACUCAGUCCUCCAGGUCACACGCCAUCUUCACCCUUCUUGUGAAGCAGCAGAGAAUUGCCCCUGUACAGGAUGUUGAAAGCACAGAAGAUAUUCCGGAGUUUGAGACUUUAACAGCCAAAUUUCAUUUUGUUGACUUGGCUGGGUCAGAACGGCUGAAGAGGACAGGAGCCACAGGAGAGAGGGCGAGGGAGGGUAUAUCAAUCAAUUGUGGUCUUCUGGCUCUUGGAAAUGUAAUCUCUGCAUUAGGUGAUAUCAGCAAGAGGGCAUCUCAUAUACCCUACAGAGACUCUAAGCUCACCCGACUUCUACAAGAUUCUCUUGGAGGUAACAGCAGGACACUCAUGAUAGCGUGCAUCUCUCCAAGCGACACAGACUUUAUGGAAACGCUGAACACCCUAAAGUAUGCCAACCGUGCACGGAACAUUAAGAACAGGGUUAUGGUUAAUCAGGACAAGGCCAGUAAAGCCAUUGCUAUACUACGGCAAGAGAUUCAACAACUUCGUAUUGAGCUGAUGGAGUACAAACAGGGUAAACGUAUCGUUGGAGAGGAUGGUUUAGAGGCCGUCAACGACAUGUACCACGAGAACCAGAUGCUUUCUUCAGAGAUCAACAAUAUGAGAACUAGAAUAAAAGCUUUACAAGAGACUGUAGAAGUACUGACCACCAAGAACACGAUGCUCCUAGCAGAGAAACAAACAAGUGGCUGGAUUAGUUCGGGCGAGGAUACAGACAUGGCGGUGGUGGUGCAGGGAUACCUCAAGGAGAUUGAAGAUCUAAGAGCCAAGUUAUGUGAAAGUGAAAAUCUGUGUCAGCAGUUACGUAAACAAGUUAAUAAUCGUGCUAACAACUCUGGCAGGCUGUCCAUGUCACCUCUCCAUAUUCCUAUGACAGGUUCCAUGUUUGGCUGCAUGGAGGAGAGCACACAGAGCUUCACAGAACUGAUUGAGGAGGCCAAGCGGGACCUGAACAAAGAUAUACAGGCCAUUGAGAGGAAGAAGAGGAUAUCAGAAGGAUCUGGUUCAGCUGAUGAUGAGGACAAUGAGGAGGAAGAUGUGGGUGAUGCAGAAGACAAUGAGGAGGAUGUAGAGAGCUCAGAUGAAAGUGGGGAGGAUAAAGAUGAAGAUGAGGAGGACUCUGAUAUGGAAGAGGAAGAAUCAGAGAACUAUAAUGAAGAACUGGCAGACUUGACCAGCGAGAUAUCUAUAAAGCAGAAACUGAUCGAAGGUCUGGAACAGAGUCAGCGCCGCCUGGAGACUAUGAGACAACAGUACGAGGAUAAAUUGAAUAUGUUAAUGAAUAGAAUAAAGGCAACACAGGAUGAGAGAGACAAGGUACUUGCCAAUAUCAAGUCGAGCAGUUCUGUUGGCGAUGAUAAAGUGAAGGCAGUGAAGCAGGAGUAUGAACGUAAGAUCAACAACAUGCAGCAUGAACUGAAGAAGUUACAGGUGGCUCAGAAAGAACAUGCCAAGCUGAUGAGGGAGCGAUCACAACACGAGAGGCAGUUGCGUACCCUGAAGGGCGAUUUAGCAGAGAUGAAGAAGACUAAAGUUAGGCUUAUGAACAAAAUGAAAGAUGAUAACAACAGAGCCAAACAAGAACAACUUAAGAAGAACAAAGAGAUUGCUCAGCUGCGUAAGGCUUCUCGUAAACAAGAAACAUACAUAAAAAGUCUAGAAGCAGAGAAUAGAUUAAAAAAUGUUGUAUUAAAGCGCAAGACGGAAGAGCUGGCUGUAUUAAAGAAGGUUCCGAGGCAGGGAUUAAGCAGCAAGGCUUCAGGAAGACUGCGAAGGAAGGCUGGAAUGGGACUACAGUCAACUACAUUCUCUCCAAAGGUGGCUAAACAGAAAUGGCAGAGCCUGGAACAAACUAUCAACAAAGUGGCAUAUAAUAAACAAACAGUCAGUAGCAUGGAACGUGACAUGGAAAGGUGGUUAAAAGAACGAGAAUCACUAAGCCGGCAGUUAGAGCGCGUGGUGAGGAAGCGCGAACGUGCAGACCCGAUGGACAGAACCGGCUACAACGACUUGAGCGACCAGGUUGAAGCUCUCAAGGCCAACAUUGAUUACAUUCACGAAAACAUUCAAGAGUGCCAAGAGAAUAUAAUGAGCAUGGAGGAGAGUAAGGAGCAAUCAGAGCUGCUCCACAUAGGCACUGUGACUGCUGGAUUAGGCACUGAUGAAUCCCACUACCUCCUUAAUAAGCUGAUAAGCAUGACAGUUAAUCAAGCCACCAUUGCAGCACAGAGGCAAGCUGCAAUAUCUGAAUUGGAGGGCAAAAUGAAACAGAUGGAACAGACUACAAGUGUUCAAGAGCAGCUGUUGGCACAUGUACUCGGAGACAAGGACCUUGAGGUGUAUAGUCUGAUGUCUUCCCUUGUAGCGGCAGAGGACAACACUCCCGCUUCCACCGAGUCUUCCCGUUCAAAUUCUCCGACAGAUGGCCUGAUGGAAUCAUCUGCCACUUCGCUAGUCUUCUCCUCCGAUUCCCUAAAAAGGCGGGACAAAGCGCGACGCAAGACAGCCACUACAGAGGAUAUGUUAUUCACCAAUGGCUCCGAGAAAAAUGGAAAUGCCAGUGGUACAGAUGUCAGUGCGAGCACCACGCCAGCAGGAACCAUCGUCGGUGCAACAUCUGUUGUUGCAAUGGAACGCUUGGGUUUGGAACGCGCUAGUUCAGAUCGCUCAGUCCCAGACCGCAUGGCCACAAGUUUGGGUAUGGAUCGUAUGUCAACCAGUUUGGAAGGAGUUUUAAGUGAUGAUGGCUUGCUAAUGCCUCCACCCUCUGGCUCUCUAAGGGCUGUUCCUAGAGUUACAUCAGCCCCAAAUGCUCUCAAGAAUCUGAUGUCCAAUCGACCUGACAAAGCUUCGCCAAUUCUUAGUCGCAAGUCAUAUGAUCGACAAGAAUCCACUUCUCCCCGACUGGGUAGAAGGUCCCUCACUUCUCUUAGCACUUCAAAUCUAAAUUAUUCACGACAAAAUUCUGCAGACAAUAAUCCAGAGAUGACUCCGCCAACUUCCCCAACUACCUAUCGACGCUCCACAUCCAGAGAAGAAAAUGUCUUUUCUCGUUUGACCUCGGCUACGUCCUCUACCCGAGAGUCGAGGCCAAACACAGGCGUCAUUAACCCACAUGCUGGAAGAUCAACCCAACGGUCAGUUUUAGCUUGCACGCAUGUUGCUCAGGGCCACUCCAAAGCUGUGUUGUCAGUUUAUGCAACUGAUGAUCUACUGUUCUCAGCAUCCAAAGAUCGUACUGUGAAAAUGUGGGACUUAGUCCGUGGCCAGGAAAUCCAGUCACUAGGAGGUCAUCCUAACAAUGUUAAUUGUGUUAGAUAUUGUGAAUCCCAGCAUACCUGUUUCUCAGUCUCUUCUUCAUUUAUUAAGGUAUGGGACAUUCGUGAAAACCCAGCCAAGUGCACCAAGACACUCAGCUCUUCAGGAUUAACAUCAACUGGAUUUGCACAAGUCAGCAGUCAAUCAAGAACACUUCAGAUGCCACAAGGAGAGACGUUAAUCACAGAUAUUGCCAUAUCCACAUCAACAAAUAUUUUAUACUCUGCAGCUGGAAAUAUAGUCAGAAUUUGGGACCUACGGAAACACACGGCAGUUGGUAAGCUAGCUGGAGGACACCAGGCAGCAGUAAUGUGCUUGGCUGUAGACUCCACUAUCCCAGGUCAAGAUGUGGUGGCUACUGGCUCUAAGGAUCACUACAUUAAGGUAUUCGACAUCACUGCAAACAAUUCUGGCCUAGUAAACCCAAGACUGAACCUGGACCCUCCUCACUAUGAUGGUAUACAGUCCCUAGCCCUGUAUGGGGAUACACUCUUUUCUGGUUCUCGAGAUAUGUGCAUAAAAAAAUGGGAUCUCAGCGAGGAGAACACGUGCAGUCUCAACAAUGCUCAUAAAGACUGGGUGUGUGCCCUGUGUUUCACGCCAGGAGGACAAAUUGUUCUUUCAGGCUGCCGAGGUGGUGUGAUAAAGAUGUGGUCUGUUGAAAGCUGUCAACUUAUUGGUGAAUUACGAGCACAUGCAUCUCCCAUUAAUGCCAUCACUACCAAUUCUACUUGCAUCUUUACAGCCUCAAAUGACUGCACAAUUGGCAUGUGGAGAAUGAGGACAAGUUAUGAUGUUUCUCCCGAGUUGUCAGAUGCCUCAUGACUUGAUGUAGUGUCCCAGCAAUGAAGGGAGUUUUAUAUAGGAUUUUAUUUUUGACAUUUUGGAGGGACUAUUUAUUUUUUACUUAAUAUAUUAGGCAAUUAUAUGAGGUUUCUCGAAUACGUGAACAAAAAUUACCGGUAUACAUGCGGACGUUUUUAGGGUAACAGCCAAGUGAAAGCAAAUUUUGACCAUAAAACAGCUGUACCCAACUAUUUGCAGCUUUAUGGAAAUGCCUUUUGUUAUUUUACUAGUCUUUUACUUCAUAAAAAAACGAAAACAAAAAAUUAUUAGCGGAACAGGCUUUGGCCAAUUCUGUUCUGUAUUCAAUAUUUGACAAUACAGCAGAACCCAAAUAUGUGUAACAAACCAUUUAUUAACAUAAUAAUCUUUUGUAUCAUUGUCAUGUUUUUUUUUUUAAAUCAAUGUGCUAAUUAAAGGAAAGCUUACUUCUGUGAUUCAUUACUGUAGCGAGUUACUUUUUGAGAAAUAAACAUACCGUAUAUUUACUAUGGUUAGGAGGUACAUUUUCAGUGUGUGUUUCAGAAAUACACAGUACAGUACAGUACCGUAUAUAUCUGGCUGAGUGAUCAUGCAGGUAGUUGGCUUAUACUGUAGAGUUGUAAGUUCCGAGCCUAAUCAUUGAUGUGUGUACUGUACAGGUACUAUAGUUUUCCUUAUUAUCAGGUGUAUUCUUUCUUUCAUGGGAUAAAGACUUCAAAUAGUAAUAGAUCGGAAGCUUUUGUUGAGAUAUACGGAUUACAAGAUUUAAAGAGGACUAGACACAAAAUCCGAGACUUUUUAUUUAAUUAUUGCGGUGAAUGAAAUUUAUUAAUCACUAGGCAUUACCUUUAGCAAAUUAUCGACAGUGAUAUUUAGUUUUAUAGUGAUACAGUGGUCCCUCGGAUAACGAACACUCUUUGUUCCACAGAGUCGUUCGUUAACCGAAUCCAUUAUUUCAAUGGGAUAUUGGGUAAUUGGUUCCAGCUCACAGAAAAGUACAUACAA